Anolis carolinensis (green anole) is the source of this 9889-nucleotide messenger RNA. RefSeq names its product galanin receptor 1 (gene galr1). Lineage: Eukaryota; Metazoa; Chordata; Lepidosauria; Squamata; Anolidae. The record is from RefSeq and is a predicted model, not a curated record. Gene Ontology annotation, biological process: positive regulation of cytosolic calcium ion concentration; G protein-coupled receptor signaling pathway; negative regulation of adenylate cyclase activity. Gene Ontology annotation, cellular component: plasma membrane. The coding region runs from base 839 to 1927 and encodes 362 amino acids. The transcript is spliced from 3 exons. Gene Ontology annotation, molecular function: galanin receptor activity.
UCGGAGUUGAAGCCAGGGGAACAGAAAGGCAGUCAGAUCCGCGGAGGCAGCGAGAAGAUUAUAACCCACUCAAGUCAGUUCUAGGCAGCAGCCAGGCGUUGUUCUCCAUUGCCAGAGGAAGGUGAGAAAGAAACAAGGACUUUGGUGGCCGCCCGAAAGAAAGAAAGAAGGAGGGAGGAAGGAAAGAAAGCAAGAGCGGCAGGACAGGCAGAGGGAGGAGCGUGGGUCUGGCAGGCGGGGGCGAGGCGGGCAGCAGGAGGAAGAAAAGGCAGCGGGAGCUCCGGCCAAGCAGACACUCGGCGCCAGGUCCUUGCAUGAGUCUGCCUGCGUCGCCUUUGGCUGCUUCGCUCCACGGGCUUCCGAAGGAGGAGGAGAGCAGCUCUUCUCAAGCCUCGGGGAGAGAGACGCGCCCCUCCUUCUCCCUGGACCCGAGUGCCACCCAUGGGCGGCAUCCAGGGACCCAGAAAAGUCGCUCCAGGCUCAGCCUGCACGCCGCACCUUCUCACCUGAAGAAAGUUUGCUGCUCCUGCCAGACCCGCAAAAAGAUGAAGUCUCGAUAGCGACACAUCUUGGGUCUUGUGGGAACGUCGGGAUGGACGCCUCUGCUUCAAAUACACGGGUAUACUCUUAAAAACGGGGCUGGCGGGAGUGGGCAAGUUGAUACCCGGGCUCUGAGGACUCUAGCAGGUGGGUAGAAAAGGGAGGUUCUGUGAAAAAAGUCUUUGUUAAGGGCUGCUGGGCUUGUUUUGUUUUUCAAAAGUUUGUGUAGUUCCUCCCUGCCCCCUCAAGGGUUUCUUGGUCCCCCCACCUUUCUUGGUCCCCCCACACCACCCAGAAUAUGGACCCCGAAGCGAUCUCUAUGAACUGGACCCGGGACAUCUCCUGGUUGGACCCCAACGCCUCCAAGACGUUCUCUGAGCAGCCCUCCAAGCGUGAAGGCAAUGGCAGCUUCCUCUCGGAAAUCGGCAUCGAGAACUUUGUCACGCUGGUUGCAUUUUGCCUUAUCUUCAUACUGGGGGUGCUGGGCAACUCCUUGGUCAUCACGGUGUUGGCCAGGAGCAGGCCGGGCAAAAUCCGGAGCACCACCAACAUUUUCAUCCUCAACCUGAGCAUCGCCGACUUGGCCUACUUGCUCUUCUGCAUCCCGUUCCAGUCCACAGUGUAUAUGCUUCCCAGCUGGGUACUGGGCACCUUCAUCUGUAAGUUUAUCCACUACUUCUUCACCGUCUCCAUGCUGGUCAGUAUCUUCACCCUUUCAGCGAUGUCGGUGGACCGCUAUGUGGCCAUUGUCCAUUCGCGGCGCUCCUCAUCCCUGCGGGUGUCCCGUAAUGCUCUGUUCGGCGUAGGUGUCAUCUGGCUUCUCUCCAUCGCCAUGGCUUCACCUGUGGCUCACCACCAACGUAUUGUCCACCAGGACAUCAUUAACCAGACCUUCUGCUGGGAAGUGUGGCCCAAUCUUCAGCACAAGAAAGUCUACGUGAUCUGCACGUUUGUCUUUGGGUACCUGUUGCCUCUGCUGCUCAUCUCAUUCUGUUAUGCUAAGGUCCUCAAUCAUCUUCAUAAGAAGCUAAGGAACAUGUCAAAGAAAUCAGAAGCAUCAAAGAAAAAGACAGCACAAACAGUCCUGGUUGUUGUGGUGGUUUUUGGGAUAUCCUGGCUGCCGCAUCAUAUUGUACACCUCUGGGCGGAAUUUGGAAACUUCCCUCUGACUCAAGCUUCAUUUCUGUUCAGAGUGAUAGCACAUUGCCUGGCUUACAGCAAUUCUUCUGUGAAUCCUAUUAUAUAUGCUUUCCUCUCUGAAAACUUUAGGAAGGCUUAUAAGCAAGUGUUCAAAUGCCAGAUUGGUAGCAGCUCACCUCUGAAUGAAGUUAAAGAAAGUAAGAGUAAUAUUGAGAACCCACCAUCAACUAAUUUAACACAUGUCUGAAAAACAUCAAUAAAGGUCUUUAUCUGCAAUGUUGAUUUUUUUCACAUGAAUGGAAAUACUUCGAAAAAAAAGCACAGUUGGAGAUGUAUUUCAGGAUUUUCACUAGAAAAGUAGUUCAAUUUUUAGAAAUUCUGUUCAUACAAGAGCUGGUGAAAAUUAGCAAUGCAUGCAUAAGGAAGUUCAGAUGAAAGACACUUUAAUGAGAUUUUCUUCAAAAUGAAAAAGAACAUUUACUCCAGAAAAUUAAUUUCUUAGAUGUUAACUACCUUGUUACGCAUGUAGAAAGAAAGGUAUUCAUUUAUUUCUAGCCUUUGUGAUAUUUUUCAAUAUAAGGCAAUUAAGUGAAACAAAAAAGAAUUGAGCCAUUAGUUCCCAAAAUAUGCCCCUCAUGAAAGAAGGAAAUAUGAUACACAUCAAAUCAGAGACACGUGAGACAUGAAGGGUAGUAAUGCCUCUCCCGGUUUCUACCUACAGCUUGCUGUGGGAGAAAGACACCCACUUAUAUUGAUGAAAGUUUCCUUCCUAUUUCAAACAGUUGGUGUAAAGAUGUUCCCUUGCCCACCCAAUCAUGGAAAACGGCACCAGCCAUAGAUUGGGUUGAAUAAAGUCCACUUUGUUUAACACAGAUUCUUUUUCAUUGCAUUUAACCUAGAAUGAAGCAAGAAGGGGAAGCAACCUAGUGUGGGAUCACCUGAAGUAGGCAUCAGAUCUUGACUUUCUUUUCAGCCACCCCCCUGGAUGUAAUACAUGAGCCCCAUGGGGAAGCCAAAGCUGGUUGCUCCCCAUUCAGCCAGCUCCUGGAAGGCAGAUUCAAGGAACACUCUUCAGGUUGCAAAACAAGGCAAAGUGAGGGUAAAGUCCACAGGCCAACCCAAGAGUAAUCUCCUUCAAACAACAAUUUUAGAGCACUUCUCUUCACCCCAAAAGGUAUUCACCAUAACUGCUAUUUUUCUCCCCCACUGUCUGCCAAGUGACCUCCUGUUUAGGGAUUCCACCCCAAGCCAGUUAUCUCCCAGAAACAGUGUAUGAUAGUCAAGUAUCCCAAGCAAAAAGGAAAAAAAAAUCCUUGAAGAUCCUGAAACAACAAACACAACCCACACUCUACUGGAGGCAGGAGUGUAGGUCAGUUUUAGUCACCCAAAGAAGAUCUAAAGGGGUCAGAAAGACCUUAAAUAUCUUCUGGCUUCACCCUCCCCAUGUUCACCAUCUAGUGUCAUCAUACUUGAUGUAAAAACACCUCGCAUCUCUCCAUUAGAGUCCAGCAAAGGCAUAGUUUGCCUCUUGAAGCAACUUUCACUAUAAGCUGUAGGGCUAAAUAGUUCUUAAUCCUUUUUAGGAUGGAUCUACACUGCCAUUUAAUCCAGAUUAUCAAAGCGGAUAAUCUAUAUUAUUUGAUUUGAACUGAAUCAUAUGAGUAUUUUGAGCAGAAUUAUAUGUGGUUUAUGGAAGCCGCCCUGAGUCUCUUCAGGGAGAGAGGGUGGCUUAGAAAUAAAGUUGUUGUUGUUGUUGUUGUUGUUGUUGUUGUUGUUGUUGUUGUUGUUGUUGUUAUACAAUGCCAUAUAAUUCAGUUCAAAGCAGAUAAUCUGCAUUUUAUAUGGCAGUGCAGAUGGGGCCUUAAUGUCUUUUGACAGUAUUUAACUUUAGGGGGAAAAUAAAGGGAAAUACAAGACAAAUGUCACCUUUAACUUGGCCCUGACAAAUUCUUUAAAUCUCUGACCCCCUCAGCAAGAAGUGUGACUCCUCAGAAAAAAGUAGGUAUUACUAUUCUCUGGAGUUUGACAUGGAAAACCAAAGUAUUCCUGGAAAAACAAAUCUCUCAGCCAGAGCCUAUUGUUGCAACACAAAUCUAUUUUAGUCCUAGAAUUAAUGCCAGGGAUGAGGGGUGGGGAAUAAAAUCACCAUGAAGGAAAUACAUUUUGAGAUAAAGAGGAUAACUAAAGAAAAAGUUUGUCUUUUGGUUCUACUAAUGUCUCUACUAGGGCUUUGUGACCAAUAAAAAAUGUUUCAAAACUCAUUACAAAAUUAGGGGGCACCGGUGUUUCGUUUCUAAAAUGUUUAUACAGCAUUGUUAGUGAAAAUUUCAUUACUAUAGCAAGAGUAAUGAAAUUUCAUGACUUUUUCAUUAUAGUAAUUGCACAAGUGGAGAAACUUCAGGGGCUCCCUUCUCCCUAAUUUUUACAGCUAUUGGGGUGAAACUUGCUACAAUGGUAGAACACGUUCACCACAGGUAGCCCAUCAAGUUUCAGAAUGUUUCACUUAUCCAAAAAGUUUUGGAGAAUUUUCAAAGUUUUUAUAAACAAUAUUUUUUAAAACAAACUUCAAGAGCUAUCUUCUUUUAUUUUCUAUACACUGGCACAAGACAACAGGGGAUCAUUCCCUCCAACUUUCAGAAAUAUUCAUACACCCACAGAUUUUUUUUGACAAAAAUGUUUUUUUAAAAGCCACAACAGCUAUUUCAUUGAAUCUCUCUCUCUCAUAUUAACCAAUAGAACUUACAUUUAGGGAUUUCUUCCCACAGAGAUUUACUUACUAGAAGUAUCAGUCAGUCCUUCCCUUUGCAGAUUCAAUAGUGUAUUGAAACUCUGACUGGCUGCUGCUACGGAGGGCCAAAUCUCUCCCCUAUCAUGAUUGGGGCUUUCUGAUGUUGAGUAGAAUUCUGGGAAAUGUAGUUUAGGGUAGUGCCUUUUGAAUUCUCUGGCAUAGGGCUCCUUGCCUUCCCAAACUACAUUUCCCAGAGUUCUGUGCUUUCUUUCCCAGCAAAGUCUGUUUUCUCCCUGCUGUUUCCCUCUCCUAAUGGUGAGAGGCCAUUAGUUUAAAGAGGAAUUGCAGCCUUUUUGUCUUUGCUUUGCUUCCUUGAGCUGAAAAUGAAACUGACUUUGAGAGACUUCCAAGGUUUACAAAAUUCAAAUGAAAAAGUAUUGGGUAAGUUUCAAUUCUUUAGUUUUUGGUGCGGGCCAUGACUACAUGUUAGAUAUCACAUUGUAAGUAUGAAUUUAACCAAUUUGAUAUGACUUAUGAUGACUAAUAAUAAUUUUGCACAGCCCUACCUUGCUAAAAGUGUAAGUCACACUGGUAAGUCUGUCUUCAGAUGUCAAGCACAAACAUUUAUAAAUUUUUAAAAAAUUAUAAAAUGUUACAUAAUUCCUUGACAAAAAUUAGGCUUUGAAUGAAGGGCAACAUCUAAUAAAGUCUGCAGGCUACAGUCAUCUCCAUCAUAUUUUAUCUGAAUCAUUUCCCAUUCAUAGAAACUUUUAUAAAUGACUGUGGGUGUUAACAGAAGACGCAUCUUUGUAAUUCAAGCACUAGGCUUGACAGUAACACUUUUAUAAUAUAUCCCGGAUACAUACUACUGUUCAUUUUUUAAAUCGACAUGCAAGACAGAAAUAACAUCCCAAACUGUCUAGAACCUCCUCAGUUUGCAGUGUGAUAUUGACGAACAGGGAUUAAUACAGGGGCAGGAGCUCAUGUUUUUUUAAUCUUUGCCAUCCAAUAUCUAUUUGCAAAUUUAGAUUAAAGCAAUUGAUUAUUCUGAUGGAAAGGGGUGAGUUUGAGAAGUUAAUGAAUUACAGAAACUUUAACAAUGAAUGGUACUUUUUCAGAACUUUGAAAACAUAUACUUUUAACAAGAGGAACAAAUGCAAAUCACAGACUUCUAACUAAUCAUAUGAUUUAUACAUUCAUUCUUAGGGCUUUAGGACCCAGCUAGUACUGCACUGAUCUAAUGGGAAGUUGAUUUCCUUUGUUAUCUAUUAGUCAUACCCAAUAGCAAAAGUAUGUAAUAUAGCAACAGGGCACAUCUCUGUACCUUCCAUGAUGGGUGAUCCAGGAGUAACUUUUGUGAAAUGGACAUUCCUAAGGAAACUCUGUCAAAUCCUAUGGAAAAGAUUGUUUUAAGAAUAAUCAGCAUUUGCUUAGAUUGAGCAGAACAGCUGGAAUUCUAAUCAAUUUUGUGAGUUUGCACAGUUGAAUGAGCGAAGUUGCCUGCUAUUGAACUUUGUUGUCAGGUGCUGCCUCAUUAAUUUCAUGCACUUUAAUUAUACAAAAACAUCAAGAAAUUGUCUCAGUUUUUUUGGGAAGUAUUACACUACAGCUGUUGCUGCUUACUCCCCCUUCCUUUCCUCUUCCCCUUUUUCUUCCUCCUCCUCUUCCUUGCAUAUGAAAUGCUUUUUCAUUGUUACCACUCCAUUGAUGCAUUCAAAUGAAAUUGACCAGUGCUGUUACCCUUGAUAGCAAAUUAACUGUCUUAAUUUACGGAAGUUUUACUCAAUUCAAAUAAUGAAUGUCAUGAAUAGCAUGGAUGUCAUAAAAGUGCAAACCUUUUAUAAAUUAAACCUGACACAAUCACAUACAAACACAGAGGUCAGAUACAUCUGAAAGCAUAAUUGAAGUGAAAAUUUGAGAGGAGGUACAAAUAAAACUGGUUUGAAUUUGUAUGGACAGAAUGCUUUUCUACCUUGUACAAGGAGAUGGAGGCCCCUUCUAUACUGCCAUAUAAUCCAGUUCAAAGCAGUGUAGAAGGGGCUGGAGUUCUGCUUUCUAGAGUUGUGAUAAUAGAACUGAUACAAAAGUUCAACUUCAUUGUUUCUGAAAGCUUAAUACUCAGGUUUACCAAAGGGGUAUUUCAACCUUCUAAAGCCAUACACAUAUAAUCUUUGAGAAAAAAUCUCUACUUUAUUAUGUCACACAGUUCAGAUGACAGAACAAAUCUCUAGCUUAUUCUGUCACCCUAUUUUCAUGUUGCUAGUAAACUGUCAGUGAACUUGGCUUUUAAAGAAUGAAAUGAAGCACUCAGUAUAUUGGUAAAGAAAUGUUUACUCUAAAUUAAGGAGAUGUUUCCAUAGGCAUAAAUAUCUCAUCCUGAACUACAUCAUUAUGGGCAAAAGGAUCUCGUUGCACCUUUGAGAGUAAGAGAAAGCCAUUGGUAUGAUAAGCUUCUGUAGACUUAAGUUUACUACAUCAAGUGCAUCAUUAUGUCUUGCUGUUGUUUUUAAUGUGAAAGGUAUUUUAGGCCUCUUUGCUUACAGACAGCUCUGUGAAAAGUCCAUUGAGAGGUGAGUGCAUAUUUCAGUUCGUCCAUCACAACAUUGACCUUACUAAACAAAUAAAUUACAUUAUGCUGAAACAUGAAACAGGCACUAUUUAAAUCAUGUUGAUUCAGCACACAUGCAUUUGGUCCACUCUUCCUUGGUCACUUCCAUUGUGAGAUGAACAGAGAUUAAUCUGAAGAGAAGAACUCUACUUUGUGUGGAGGCUCUCCGUGCCAUCACAAACUCACCAUCAAACAAAUGUUCCCAGUCAUAGGGGAACUUGUGGUCUUCUCCUCAGACUUGAUGAUCUGCACUGGAGUGAUGAAGGAAGCUGGGGGUCUCGCAUGCCUACCUCUUUGUAUUCUGAGUCUACACGUUUUUAAAAAGCUCCAAGAAGGUUCCACUGGAACCCUAUGCAUGUUGACUUGGAAUUAAGUUCCACCUACUUCAACACAGCUUAGUUUUAGGUGAAAGUGCACAAAUGUACAGUUCAAAACUUCAGUCCUGAAGACAUAAGGAUGUAAGCUCCAUUGAUACAGCGGGUCUUACUUUCAAGUUAAUGGAUACAGGAUCACAUAGACCUCAGCCAAGGGAAUUGGUUUUAUCUUAGUAAAAAGUGUAGGAGGACAUUUUUUUAAAAAAGUAAUUUGCAGUCAACACAUUAACUUAUCAUUUCAGAGUAUACUUCUGCUUGCAGUUCAUGGCAUUGCUAGGCAACUAAUUACAUUGGAGCAACAUUUUCUGAUGGAUGCCACCAUAGGAAUAGUUUAUGAAAACAAAGAAACAAAUCAUCUGUGAGCCCCAGGCCUUGACUAGCCAGUUUAGUUGAAAUCUUAGAAAAGUAGUUUCAAGGUCGUACUUGGCAUAAAAUUUGUUUUGUUUCUAUUUAUUGCAGCACUUGCAUCAUCAUCCUGAUAUAUUUUCAAUUAUAAACUCUCCCUAUCUGAAAAUCUGAUGCUGGGUGAUAUUAUCAAUAAAAUAAACUUUCCUGAGACUAAGAUCUUUUGACCUCAAUGCAAUUUACUUUUGAUUAGCCAUGUAUAAGGAUUAUACUUUAAGUCUGUUUGAAUUAAUGACCAAAACUACUUUUGAAAACACUAGAAUAUUACAUUGAAUUUGAAUUUCACUAAGCACCAUGAAACCAGAACUGGUAGUAUAGACUCGUGUUAAUGGUACCAAGGAAAAAUUAGAUCAGAUAAUGGAUUAAAUCUUCUCUCUACCAGCCAUGACUUAGGCAGACUUAAUACUUGGCUAGGGAUUCUCAGUAAUAUACAACAAUGAACGAAAAGCACUGUAUUAUACUGCCUUAGUGAGCCAAGAAACCCAAUGAAAAUUGGCAUGUAGUAGUAUCAAUGGUAAUUUACUGGGGGUUGCAGUGGCGCAAUGGGUUAAAGGUUGGUGGUUCGAAUCCGCGAGACAGCGUGAGCUGCCAUCUGUCAGCCCUAGCUUCCCAUGCAGGAACAUGAGAGAAAACUCCCAAUAACACAUCCCAGGGCAUCCCCUGGGUAACGUCUUUGUAGACAGCCAAUUCUCUCACACCAGAAACAACUUUCAGUAUGUUUUCAAUUAGCUUCUGACACGAUAAAAAAUUGUCAUUUGGAUUUGAUUCUUAAAUUGGGUUAAGGUGCCUUAUAAAGGCCAGUCUCAUUGCACAACUAUGGGCAGUUUUUCCCCAUUUUUAUUAUUUUAUUGCUUUAUCUCUCUGUCUUUUUUCAAAAGCAGUAGAUAAAGUUUAGUUGUCAGUCCAUUGGUAGAUAUACAGGGAAGUUAUGGGAUGGGAUAUUAUGAAGUUCUAAUUUUAGAGACAGUGUUUUUGGGGGGGAGAGGUUACAUUUUUAAUGGCUUGAGAAAACUACACACACACAACCGUGGAGAACUGCCAGGGUGCUACAAAUCUGCACUUGACUGACCAGUUCCCUUUUAACUCCAACCAUUAUUUUAAUUCCCCAUAUUCCAUUACAAGGAGCUUCCCCACUCUGCUCAGAGUACUGUCUCCUUCAUUAGUGAUUUUAGUGUUGGACUCAGACUCUGGGAGACCAAAGUUUGAAUCCCUGCUUAGCAUGGAAACCCGCUGGGUAGCCUUGAGGAAGUCACACACAUGGCCUCAGGCAGUAGCAAAUUUAUUCUGAAUCAAUCUUGUCAAGAAGAUCCUAUGAUCAUAAGCACAACAGUGGAUACUGUUGGAAGAAGGGACUACCAGAAGACACAUUUCCCAAAGCGUUUUCAAUUUAUGAGACUGGCCUAUGCUCUUUUCUGUUUCAGAAGACAUAGUUUCGAUUAAUAUCAAUCCCCAGAUGCUGACAUACAUUACCAGACAAAACACCGAUAUCUUUGUACACAGACUUAUGAAACAGAUGGUCAAUGCUGAUCUGGGAGGGUUUAUAGCUAAGUUAGUUUUGAAGGGAUGGUUCACAUUUAAAUAUGAGAAACAUUGCCCUUGUCAUUAAAAUCACAUGUCUUAAAACCUCCGUGGCUUUUUAAAGAAUCAUGGAAAUUACCUUUGCUGACAUUUCAUUAAGAAGUUAAUCGAGGUGUCUAAUAAACACUUUAUUAUUUGCUCUCUUGAGCAAUUCAAGCAAUCCAGAACCAAGACACGAAUUGCUUUGUGAACAUCAUUCUAUUAUGGGAAGCUAAUCAAAUAGUAAUUUGCAUACUUUUGUAUUUCUUAACCUGUAAUAUUUCAGAAGGGAAAAGAACAACAAAACGCAUGGGAAGGGAUGCUAUAAAGAUGAAAAUUACAUUCAGGGCUGCUUCACAUAUUCUGGAAUCUCACUGCAAUGAUUUUCAACUGAUUAUAUUAUAAACCCUCUGUGAGAAAAUAAACUAUACUUUUGUAUUUUUGCUGUAUGGAAUUUCAUGUGGCAUGUAUUUUAAUAUUCCUUGCUAGUAGCUUUAGUUUAUAAGUGAAAAAUAAUAAAAGUAACAUGUAACGUUU